Messenger RNA from Striga asiatica, 1602 nucleotides. The record is from the annotation of a GenBank genome assembly. Lineage: Eukaryota; Viridiplantae; Streptophyta; Magnoliopsida; Lamiales; Orobanchaceae.
CAUAAACAAACGUGCUAGUAUACUUUCACUGUUUCACAGCACCCAAACCAAAAAAUUUCAAAAAUCCUCCUCUCCAUUUUCCUCUCCUGCGAAGCUUCCCCAAGAAAAAUUCCAACAUUUGUUGUAAAUCAUGGCGUCGAAGCUAAUGGAAGAAGUCCAGAAGAAACUAGCGACGUUGAAUUACCCGAGGGCCAACGCCCCGGCUCAGUCGCUCCUCUUCGCCGGCAUGGAGCGAUACGCGCUCCUCGAGUGGCUCUUCUUCAAAUUAUUGGGCGACAAGUCUCCAUUUUCACAGCAGAAUUUGCAAGGGGAUGCUGUGGAUCGAGACGAAGAGACUUCGAGGAUACAAUAUUUGGCUGAGAUUGCAAAGUUUCUUGGCAUUACAGCUACUAUAGACACUGAAGCCAUACAAGGUCGAGGGAGUUAUGAGGAUCGUACUGAAAUGCUACGACUUAUUGUUGAUCUUGUGGAAGCAAGCAUCUAUGCUGAUAAUCCUGAGUGGAGUGUAGACGAGCAAGUGGCCAGAGACAUUCAGCUAAUUGAUGCCAUUGCCGAAAAACAAGCUCAGAUUUUUUCUGAAGAGUGCAAGUUGUUUCCUGCCGAUGUGCAGAUCCAAUCUAUAUACCCAUUGCCAGAUAUAUCUGAUUUGGAAAAGCAACUCUCAGAUCAGUCAAACAGGCUUCAGAAUCUUCAAGAGAUGGUUGAUGAUCUAGCAUCCAAGCAUCCAUAUAAUCCAGAUGAAGAUUACGUGGAAGUCGAAGCACGCCUGCGAGCACAUCUCGAAUCUUUUCUUGAAACUGCAAGAUCUUUCAAUACAAUCUACACCAAGGAAAUUCGCCCUUGGACUCAUAUGAUGGAGGUUCCACAACUUCACGGUUUUGGACCAGCUGCAAAUAGAUUGUUGGAGGCAUAUAAAAUGCUUUUGAAGUUUCUAGGGAACUUGAAGAACCUUCGGGAUUCACAUGCAGCAGUAGCAGUUGGAUCUUCUGAAACAGUAGCUGGCGAACCAUCUUCAGUCAUGAGAAUAAUUUCCGAGUGUGAAACUGCAUUAACAUUUCUGAAUCGAGAUUUGGGAAUUCUUUCUGCAUCUAUUGCUCGUGAAAAGGGAGAGGCAGCAUCUCUGUAACUACAUGCCAGCACUGAGAUUUAAAAAAACCUUGAUCUUCAGUUCUAACUAAGUGCGGCUCGUUUUCAAUGCAAAAUUUCAUUCUUUUGGUAACUACCAAGUCAUUUUUUGUUGCCUAUUGUUACUAUACUGAUAAAAACGAUCAAAAUUCUGUUCUAAUCUGUUAAAAACCUUUUCGAAUGGCCAAGUGCACUGGCUUGAGUUAUGAGCUAUCCAAAUUUAUUGUUAGCAUCCCUGAAUCAUGUGCCAAGUCGCCGAGCCAUGGCAUAAUUCGGUAUCUAAGUCGUUGUCUAACUAAAUCGGGCCAGGUGGUGGGCCCAAUAGGGCCCGCCAAGAUUGGUUUUGAAGGGAUCUUUGAAGGCAUGCAUGAUGGUGGGGUGUUUGUGGCUAGCUAUGGGCAGUGAAGGUGAAGAUGAUGGGCUUUGUGUGGUUAAAAGAAGUGAUUUUGUGUCCCAUUUGUUGGAUUGGGUUUUUUC